Molecule: messenger RNA, 1003 nt
Organism: Anopheles stephensi (Asian malaria mosquito)
Lineage: Eukaryota; Metazoa; Arthropoda; Insecta; Diptera; Culicidae
Product: trypsin 3A1-like
Exons: 1
Coding region: 25-864 (279 amino acids)
Biological process (GO): proteolysis
Molecular function (GO): serine-type endopeptidase activity
Source: RefSeq, a predicted model, not a curated record
CAGUCUGUUCCGUUCGAUCGCACAAUGUCGCUAAAAUCUCUACAACUUACCGCGCUGCUAGCUGCGCUACUCGUCCCGUUCGCCGCGACCGACGAUCCGCCGGCGAACGUCACGGACAGUGCCGACGAUGACUCCAACAUGAUCGUGGGCGGUGCUAAGGUGAACAUCGAGGAGGUCCCAUAUCAGGUGGCGCUGUUUCGCGGAGAUAGUUUAAACUGCGGUGGAACCAUCAUAGGACCACGGUGGAUCCUCUCGUCCUACCAUUGCGUGCAGGAUCUCGAUCCAGCCAACCACGCCGUGGUGGUCGGUACCGACAAACCGUGGCAGGGCGCACGGAUUCCGGUGAAAAACAUCGUCGUACCGUCGGAGCUGUUCGAUGGUGCUCUGUACGAUGUAGCGAUGCUGCAGCUGGCCCAAAGUUUGCACUACGACGAAACGGUGCAGUGUCUUAGGCUGCUACGGUCGCCGGAUGCACUUGUGCCGGGGAAGCCGGCCACCAUAUCGGGAUUUGGUGCAACGCGUGAAAACAAUCUUGAUUCGCCGUUGAAGGCGGCCACCGUUAGCUUGCUGGCGGUGGACAAGUGCGCCAAAGCUUACCCGGACCUAAUGCAGGAGCAGAUGAUCUGUGCCGGGUUCGAGAAGGGCGGGGUGGACAGUUGCCAGGGUGAUUCGGGUGGACCGCUCGUGGUGGAUGGGAAGCUGGCAGGGAUCGUUUUCUUCGGACGUGGCUGUGCCAGGCCGAACUCACCCGGGGUGUAUAUGUCUGUGCCGUUUUUCUACGAUUGGAUCAUGAACGUUGCGCGCAGUCAGAAACUCCGGGACGAUAGGAAGAUUUGUGGAGAGUUCACCGAAAAUUAUACAUAGGACAGACAUGCUAGGAGAUAUUCUUCGAGAUGUAUCGUUUGGAGUUCUUCAGAAUGUUCCCUGAGGUCCGUUUUAGCUCUGUAAGGUAAUUUAGUACUAAGAACUAGAAAAUAAAGGUUAUGUAUUCUAUGCGAAAAAA